AUGCAAUUCCUUACAGUCUUCGCCGUUCUUACCUUCAUCUUCCACAUCACGAGCGCGCUCCCAUAUACCGCUCAGCCUUUCCUCGAUCUCGGUAUAUUGCCCAUAUGUGCUCAACGCUGCACACCACUGUUGGAGACUGCUUCUCGCUGUGUACCUCCGAACGCUUACUUGGGCACUGGUAAUCAUACUGCCUAUGUCGACUGUUUCUGCCGCAACGAAUGGCUUCGCAGCUUGAACAACGUCGGCGAGAUGUGUGGUAUCAGCUGCAGUCAUGAAGACGAAACCUUGGUUGAACGAUACUAUGGUUCUCUCUGUGGCGUAUCAAGUCCAUACUGGACGCUGUCUCCAAUAGUUUCUCCAACAAGCACACCAACACUUCCCACCUCGUCAUUCCAGGCCAAAUCGACGGUCUCCGUACCAAGUACAGCAUCAUCUACCUAUGUGGCGACUGUAGCAUCAGCUACCUCCUUGACAGCGUUACCACCGACUGGCACCACCUCGUCUGACGUUGAAGGGCCUUCAAAACAUGUUGGAGCUCCGCAAAGCUGGGGACAAAAGCACUGGAAGGUUGUUGUGGCUGGGGUUCUGAUACCAUUUGCGGUCCUCUCCGUCGUCAUGGCCCUCGCAGCGUUGUACGCUUGGUAUACUCGAGUUCUCUUCCGCAGAAGGCAGCGCCCAAUGACUUCUGAAGAACGGAAGCGCAAAGAGGAUCGACUCAUGCAGGAGCGGCUUGAACAGAUGGGCCUGAUUCCGCUACAGACAGUAACUAAAAGCACUCAGCACCGGACCCGAUUCGAAAUCGACGGUCACGUCGGCACAAUCUCAGUACCGGCACAACCGCCCCUCUACUGCCUCACUCGUUGUACAGUCAAAGCGGGUCUUGGUCCCCACAGCGACCUACCAGGGCUUGGACAAGGCCCAGCAAUACCAGCCAUCGCUGCCCAUCUUUCCCAAUCGUACCGCCGCUCCCUACUAGUCCAUCAACCUCCCAGCUUCGACUACCAUCGGAUAACAUGA
This is a messenger RNA of Boeremia exigua, 1017 nucleotides long. RefSeq lists its product as uncharacterized. The record is from RefSeq and is a predicted model, not a curated record. The coding region runs from base 1 to 1017 and encodes 338 amino acids. The transcript has 3 exons. NCBI's taxonomy places the organism in Eukaryota, Fungi, Ascomycota, Dothideomycetes, Pleosporales, Didymellaceae.